This is a messenger RNA of Caenorhabditis elegans, 511 nucleotides long. It is a transcript of the gene nssp-83, whose product is annotated as Neuropeptide-Like Protein. The record is from RefSeq and is marked reviewed. Bases 14 to 367 code for a protein of 117 amino acids. Lineage: Eukaryota; Metazoa; Nematoda; Chromadorea; Rhabditida; Rhabditidae. The transcript is spliced from 2 exons.
UCCAGAGUGAAAAAUGAACUCAAUCUUGGCUUUCGUCGCCGUUGCAUCCAUCAUUUUUGUUAAGGCCAGCGCGCACAUCGGAGAAUUCGAGCAGGUGGGAUUGGGAGCAACAAGCUUCAAGCCUCAGUUCGAUGUUUCACCAGUGCAAUCCCGCGCCGGCGGUCUCUACGAGCAAUUCAGAGGCAUGCAAAACCAGUACGGUAGUUCCCCGAAGUUCCAGUACACUGGCCGCAAUCAAAUCCUCGAAAAGAGACCACAGUCCCCAUGGCAAUCGCCACUCCGCAACUGUUAUCUGUCUCCGGUGCAAUGCCUGCUCCCGGUGCAACAGCAUCAAUUCAACAAGUUUCACAAAAGAUUUAUGCUGUAGGCUCAUAGAAAUCGAAUAAUUUGAUCUCCUAAAAACGUGAUCUCAUCCCUAUCGCAUUCCCGAACAAUUAUUGAUUCCAGUUUUCUGAUCACUUUGUCCCCGUUUUUAUGUGUCCUGAUGAUUAAUAAAGCAAAGUCAGCGUUA